Salvia hispanica is the source of this 1599-nucleotide messenger RNA. RefSeq names its product protein DETOXIFICATION 12-like. Gene Ontology annotation, cellular component: membrane. Gene Ontology annotation, biological process: xenobiotic detoxification by transmembrane export across the plasma membrane. Lineage: Eukaryota; Viridiplantae; Streptophyta; Magnoliopsida; Lamiales; Lamiaceae. Gene Ontology annotation, molecular function: xenobiotic transmembrane transporter activity; antiporter activity. The record is from RefSeq and is a predicted model, not a curated record.
ACUCCACAACAUAAAACACAUACAUUCUCGAGAGUGAGAGAGAAUGGAGGAGGGAUUGAUUGUGAAGGAAAGAUUAGUAGAGACGAGCACAAUAAGAUGGAGAGAAAUAGGAGAGGAGAUGAAGAGAUUGGGAUAUGUAGCUGGGCCAAUGGUGGCUGUGAGUCUAUCAUUCUACUUGCUUCAAGUUAUAUUACUCAUGAUGGUUGGCCAUUUAGGCGAACUCGCUCUCUCCGGCACCGCCAUCGCCCUUUCUCUCGCCGGAGUCACCGGCUUCAGCCUUCUUUUGGGAAUGGCGAGUGCUCUGGAGACGAUAAGCGGACAAGCGUUCGGGGCUCAACAAUACGAGAAGAUAGGAACUCAGACGUACACUGCCAUCGUCUCCCUGAUCCUAGUUUGCAUCCCGGUAUCCAUUCUGUGGGUAAACGUCGAGAGUGUACUCAAACUGGCCGGCCAAGAUCCUCGUAUAUCAUACGAAGCGGGAAAGUUGAUAAUGUGGCUCAUUCCCACACUCUUCGCCUACGCCUUCCUUCAGCCUCUCAUCCGCUACUAUCAAAUGCAGAGCCUGAUCCGGCCCAUGCUCGUGAGUUCGUGCAUCACUCUCUGUUUCCACGUGCCAUUCUGUUGGGUUCUGGUUUUUAAAUCCGGGUUGGGCAGCGUUGGAGGCGCAGUCGCCUUGGAUCUUUCGCUGUGGUUGAAUGUUGCUGUCCUGAGCUUGUACAUGAGGUACUCCCCUCAUUGCGCGCAAACUCGCUCCCCAUUUUCAAUGGAGAUUUUUGGCGGGAUGAGAGUGUUUUUCAAGUUUGCGAUCCCCUCUGCUACCAUGAUUUGUCUUCAAUGGUGGUCGUUUGAGCUACUAAUAUUGCUUUCCGGGCUAUUCCCACAUCCGCAGCUUGAAGCCUCGGUGCUCUCUGUGUGCUUAAAUACCAUUGCUACACUUUAUUCAAUACCAUAUGGUUUGGCUUCUGCAGCAAGCACUCGAAUCUCAAACCAGCUGGGAGCCGGGAGGCCACAGGGGGCGCGUCUAUCUCUCAUUGCUCUAUUGAUCCUUGCAGCAGUGAAUGCAUUCGUCGUGAGCCUUGCCAUCUUCCUUAGUAGGAAUGUUUUCGGCUAUGUUUUCAGCAAUGAGAAGGAAGUUGUGGACUACGUGACAAGGAUGGCUCCUCUCGUGUGUUUAUCAAUCAUAGCAGAUUGUGUGCAAGGAGUCCUUUCAGGUGUUGCAAGAGGUUGUGGAUGGCAGCAUAUUGGUGCUUAUAUCAAUCUUGCAGCAUUUUAUCUGUUUGGACUACCAAUUGCAGCUGUAUUGGGUUUUUGGCUGGAUUUGAGGGGAAAGGGGCUCUGGAUUGGGGUGGUGUGUGGCUCGACGCUGCAGUGUUUGAUGCUCUCGGUUAUUACAGCUCUCACGGACUGGGAGAAACAGGCAUCAGAGGCAAGGGAGAGGUUGUUUCAUGAGGAGGCUAUGAAUGAUAAUGGUGAAGAUAGGUUGCUAACAUGAAGAUAUUUGAAUUCAGAUUUCCAAUUCAAAGUGUUGUAUUUUUAAGAUUUAUGUAUGAAUCAAUUCUUGCGCCCAACUUUCACAUAUUUGAAUUUUCUUCUAUUUUA